AUGCCUCCUGCAGCAUUCUCGACCUUUCACUCACGUACUACGGCAUUCACUGCUGCCACGAUUAACUCACCCAGUAAUAAUAACUCCCCAAUUAAAACUCCACAAAAUAGAAGAGUGAUUGAUAGUGAGCAGAGAUAUAGAGUAGUUGAUGAUAUCUGCGGGGAAUCGAACUUGUACAAAAUACUUGGUGUUGAACAAACUUGCUCUUCGGAAGAACUUAGAAGAGCUUACAUUAGUAGAUCACGAAUCUGCCAUCCAGAUAAAUUCCCGGAAUAUCCAAAAGCAACUGAAGCCUUUCAAAAAUUGGCAUAUGCAUAUGAAACACUGAAUAAACCAUCUUCGCGCCGCGCUUAUGAUAUAUCGGGAACCAGCGACCUCGGUAGCGUAAGCGGCAUGGGCGACGAAACAUUACAUGGCGUUUUAUAUCAAUUAUUCUUGGAAUUUAUGGAUGGUGACUUCGAAAUGAUCCGUGCUUUAGUCAGUGAGUAUAUGAGGACUAAUAGUAUUUUCACUGCUGAAACGACCGGGCUGGAUGUGACACCACCCGAUAAUGAAUCAUUCCUAAUAUCACGUGCACAAAUCAUUGCUUUUAUAGACGCUUUAAAUGAAGGCAAUCCUGGGCUUAACCUAGGUGAUGAUGCAAUUGAAACUUUAGAAACUGCUUUUCGAAGAAUGAGAGAGUUACUUUUAGCUGGAAAGAAGUAUGUUAAAGUUGUACAAUUUGAGCUCAUCCGCUUGUAUGAAUUACAACAACAAUUAAGAUCACUUUCAUAUUUUGACGUGUUUGGUCGUUUACGUAUAACCAUGCAAUUGGCAAAAUCAACACUGACCAUACCGAUCCUCGUUGACAAUGCAAUGAAAGAAGAAUUUGAUACGUUAGGAAAUAAAGGCAUUAAUAAAGGACUUUUAGGUGAUGGUAUGGCUAAAGUGAUCACUAGUUUAGUGGCAGUCUUGGAAAGGGGUGAACGAUACUUUUAA
Funneliformis mosseae is the source of this 978-nucleotide messenger RNA. NCBI's taxonomy places the organism in Eukaryota, Fungi, Glomeromycota, Glomeromycetes, Glomerales, Glomeraceae. The record is from the annotation of a GenBank genome assembly.